Molecule: messenger RNA, 4585 nt
Organism: Gadus chalcogrammus (walleye pollock)
Lineage: Eukaryota; Metazoa; Chordata; Actinopteri; Gadiformes; Gadidae
Gene: fhit
Product: fragile histidine triad diadenosine triphosphatase
Exons: 7
Coding region: 233-685 (150 amino acids)
Biological process (GO): negative regulation of proteasomal ubiquitin-dependent protein catabolic process; intrinsic apoptotic signaling pathway by p53 class mediator; purine nucleotide metabolic process
Cellular component (GO): nucleus; plasma membrane; cytoplasm
Molecular function (GO): ubiquitin protein ligase binding; bis(5'-adenosyl)-triphosphatase activity
Source: RefSeq, a predicted model, not a curated record
AAAGACGGAAUCAAAAGUAGUCACGAUAUUUUAAACCACAUUUCCCAGAAGUCCCCCUAGUGGAUCGGCGAACACGGAAGAGGGGUCUUGUACAGUUAAGCUGAGCUCCAGUGGUAGACGAGCGGCUCCAGUUCUUGAGGUCAGCCCGUAACGGAGACAUUCAGAUCCUGCUGCCAGCGCUGUACCUCCUCCUCUGACCUGAGACCCCGAGCACAACAUCUCCCACACAGACAUGGCCACUCUGCGGUUCGGACAGCACGUGAUCAAGGUCUCCGCCGUGUUCCUGCAGACGGAGCUCUCCUUCGCGCUGGUCAACAGGAAGCCUGUGGUGCCUGGUCAUGUGUUGGUGUGUCCUCUGAGGCCGGUGGAACGCUUCAGGGACCUCCUCCCAGAAGAGGUGGCCGACCUGUUCAGCACCACACAGAGAGUGGCCUCGCUGGUGGAAAGGCACUUCAACGCCUCCUCGCUGACCAUCUCCAUCCAGGACGGCCCUGAAGCCGGCCAAACUGUGAAGCACGUGCACGUCCAUAUCCUCCCGCGGAAGGUUGGCGACUUUGAGCGGAACGACAGCGUCUACGAUGAGUUGCAGAAGCACGAUCGGGAGGAAGAGGACAUGCCUUCAAAGUGGAGGACAGAAGAGGAGAUGGCUGCAGAGGCUUCGGAUCUGAGCAACCAGCUCCACUAACGUAGACCCAAACACAUUUCACACCAAGAAUUGAGAUAGGCAAUGAGCCCAUCUCUGCGUUGUCCAUUCUUUUGACAUAUGCAUUUGUUUCUGUUUGGAAAUAUAAGUUCAGCUUGAUGAGUCUGUUCCUCAGCCAUUGGAAGAUGUGCUUCUUUCUUCUGCUUAAGUAUAAACUGCUUUGAUCUAGUGAAUUCAUUCAGCUACAAUUUGAAUUUCUGAUGUAUUGUUGACCUUACGUCAAUACGCUUGACAUCCAAUAAAAAAGAACAAAAACAAGAAAUAAAACGGUAAAGAAUAUCAAGUCUGGUUUAUUAUAUAUAUCUAUAUAUAAUAAUAAUAAUACAUUUAAUUUAGAGGCGCCUUUCAAGACACCCAAGGUCACCUUGUAUGACCGUAUAUAUACCGUCAUCAUGAAUAUCCAUGUUUUAUCCAAUUAUUGUCUCAAAUCUAUUCAAACAUCCAUGCUUUAUUUUUAAUAAUAUAUUAUAAUAAUUGAUUUAAAAAUAUUGAAAUAAAUACUGGUCUGUUCACAUUUAUAUGUUAAACUUGAGUCAAUUGAAUAAGAAAUCCAUAAUUAUAGCUGCAAAUCUUUGGGAUUGUGGAGCAACCUUGAUGUGAGGCAGCAUUAGAUGUCCAACCGCUUCAGAUGCCCGCUAGGUUUGGGAGUGCGUGAGAAGGACACACAGCGGAAGAACAAGGGGACAUGUGUUGGAUAAAUAGGAGCAGCUGCUCUAGAGUCUGCAAAAUUAGGAAGAGAAUCCGUUGUGAUGAGCACUGCCUGACAGACUGUAACGCUUUAAUCAUCCACUAUAGAGACGUUUGAGAUGUUUAUGCCAAAUGAUGGCAAAGAUAUAUAAUUAUUUAUUCUUUUACAUUUUGUACCAAGGAGGGCAAUAAUAUUGAAAUACUUAUUUGUUGUUGCUUCAAAUGCUCUGUUAACAUGUUACGAGGGUGGAUGUAUGACAAUAGCACUUGAUUGAUUCUUUGAGUCUAAUGGUAAUAGCUCACUUCAGAUAUCUAUCCAACGUACAGUUUUUCUCUGCUCGGUUAUUUAUUGCACUGCGCUGAUUGUUCAACCUCACUGCUGAGUCACUUCAGAUAAAUCUAACCCUAACCCAUUUAUUAUAUAUAUCCGCUCCACUUCUAAGAUGCCAUGUUUUGUGUCUUUGUUUGUGCAGAACGUAGCACAAGUCUAGCACUGGAGAAGAACGUGUGAUCGCUAAAGGAGUUCUGUGCUAAUCUUGCUGUAAGAGGCACCCCUGCAUCUUAAAACAAGAUUACUAAGCAUGAGAGGUUCCUAAAGGGCAAUCAUUCAUCUCUUGGCAUGAAAUCUAUCAGAUGUGGGGCUUGUGCAAUAAUGGAUAACAGCACUGAGAUGUUAAAACCAUAGCUUCGUUUCAAAGAGCAAGGCCCUAUUCAAAUGAGAGAUUGCUUUACCAUGCAUGCUAAAGUGUGCACAAACGAGUCAUCGCAAGUAAUUGAUGGUAAUGUGAACAAAUUAGUGUCUCUAGAUUUCACAGUAGGAUAUCAUUACAAUAUAUUAGAAUUAAUGGGUAUUGUAGUAUAAAGCUGAGGUAAAUAGCAUGUUCUCUGGACUGGAAUUGUAAUUAAAACACAGGUCUAGAUUGUAUUAAAUGGUCACCCCUGUAGCAUUCAUAAGAUAAUGAAGAUGGUUUAAUUGUCAUGCAAUAGAUUUUUCUUCCAACUAUGGACUGUUAAGACUUCUGCCAAGUUGCAUUGCAUAAUUUGUUGGUACUCCUUCCGUACUCCGUCAGUACUCCAUGUUAUCUCCGUUGGUGCUCCGUCAAUACUCUGUCAGUACUCCGUCCGCCGUCCUCUGUCGACUACUGUCGGUAUUCUGUACUCAGUCGGUACUCGUUCGGUUCUCUAAACUGCAUUGCGCCGUGAUGGUUCACAUGUAUCCUAACCUCAUAUUCCGUCUAACGGUUCUACGGUCUCUUCCUCAACGUGGGUUUGGUGGUGAUUGAAUGUUAACCCUGAUCCUGAGUAACCAGACCGGGUCCAAAUGAGCCUGGCCCUACGAACUAGAUCAGACAGCACAGUCUUCUUAGUCCUGAUCAGCCCUAAUGAGUAUUAUGUUAAAUAAUAUAUUAUUUUACAUAAAUUAUAUAUUAGAAUACAAAAGCAAUAAUUCAAAAGUUGAGACAGGAACAAUUUUGCAUCUUUAUGUCUGUCGUUAAAUAUGUUUUUAGCAUGCUACUCAAUGUGCUCCGGUCAGAAUGUAUAGUGAUUGGAUGAAAAGAAUACUUUAGCUUAUGUCUGGUGACUAAAGUAAGUCAAAUGCGUGUUCUGUUUAAAUGUUCUUACAUCCCAAAUGACUCCCACAGGAAAAAAGCCCAGUUACCGUGUAUUUUAAUCGCUGAUAAUAAUCAAAAUAAUUCAAGCCGUACCUUGGUAGCCAUUUCCUAAUGAACAGCCAAGCACCUCAGAAACUCUUCAGUGCAAGAAAUGUAUAGCAUUUUCACAAAAGUAUUUGAUUUAAAUUAAAGAAAGUAAGAACUGAUUACAGAAGAUAGCAAGUAGGGGAAACCUUUGAAUUCCCAAGUAUAUCUUCAAAGCUGCCUGAAAUUAAUUAAAACUGCAUUCACUUAGUCUACGUUCCGAGCGGUCUAAAGGGGGCCUUACACCACUUAUCUACCCACUAAUGCCAGAGCGAUGAUGCAAGUAGUUCCGGCAUGUGAGGAAGUCCUGGGAGCGCAGAGGAAAGAUGCUUUCACACCGUGGAGACCAAAGAAGACUCAGAUAUGGGCCACUUCUGACAAGCUAACUAGACAAUGCUGUUUAGAUGACACAUACAACUCCUACACUGCCCUCCUGUGAAGGCUGUAAGUGCUGCAUUGUCUUAACACAAAGCACUGGUGGAAUGACUCCAGCUCUCAAAUGCACUUAAGAAACAUUCCGCCUUCUGACACAUCUAUUCAACUGUUUUUGUUUAACAAAAUUCUGCUCUUUGUACAGAACUUUUUAGUAGUUUAGUUUAUUGAUCUACUUUAUUUUAAGUAUAUUUUGUGUGAAGGCAAACUAAGAAUUUCCUUGCCCAGUGCAAACUAUGUUCCCAUUGUGUGUAUGACAAUAAACGAUCUUGUAUCUUGUAUCUCUUGGAUCUGAUUUAUUUUCUUCUUUCCGUGUUUCAAGAGGUAAAUUAGAAGAAAGCCAUGUAGCGAUCGGCUGCAGCGUCACAAUAUAGGAAAGUACAGCAUAAGCUGACUGCCCUCACUGUUACAGUAAGUCAUCUUUGUUCUUACCAUGGAGUCCUGGAGACUCUCCUGGUUACAUUUAAAUUGGUGGAGAUAAUGGUUAAGUUUCACGAGAAGGCAAAAGUGUGUAGCUCAAAACCUGACACAGCUUUUACUUCUCCGCCACCUACAGAGCUUGUUAUGUACGAUCAUUCAAAAAACCAAUGUUAUUGGGGAUCCAUUGGAGCAUCUAAAACCCAAAGCCAUCAUACUGGAGGCUUCCAGGUUCUCUGUUCAUCCACAUAGGCCACAUGUAGGGCCAAUGUGAAGCGAACAGCCCUGCUUAUCACAUAGCUGCUGUCAUUAAUAGAAUGUAUCUCAUAUCCUAAUGUGUGAAGGAAGCAUUCCCCCCCCAGAUAGCAUUGCAUAAUAGCCUGCGAUUACGUGCCAUUAGGAGGAGCUGCAUCCUAAAUUGAGUCCCAGGCUUCUCUGCCCCAGAGGUGAUCUAGGGGCCGCUCCCUGCUUUGAUUUUUUUUGCAGCGUAAACUAAAUUGACAUUUUAAGCAUUCGUUAUUUUGCAGACAAAUUUGAGUCUAUGAACUCUUUCUCUGAACUCUUUCUUCCUUUAUUAAAGCUAGUGAGCGUCUAAUCUGACACAUUAAAUCCUCCAUCCUCCAAGAAGUGCUGAGCUAACCUAAACUCU